This is a messenger RNA of Aspergillus caelatus, 2390 nucleotides long. RefSeq names its product E1 ubiquitin-activating protein ubaB. Lineage: Eukaryota; Fungi; Ascomycota; Eurotiomycetes; Eurotiales; Aspergillaceae. The transcript has 10 exons. The record is from RefSeq and is a predicted model, not a curated record. Gene Ontology annotation, biological process: protein sumoylation. The coding region runs from base 211 to 2055 and encodes 614 amino acids. Gene Ontology annotation, cellular component: SUMO activating enzyme complex; cytoplasm. Gene Ontology annotation, molecular function: SUMO activating enzyme activity.
AAUUAAAGCGCGGUGCUUCUCCGACGCAUUUCGCAUUUCCCGAAAUCAAUCAUCCGUUCCUGGACUUUCGCUCAUUUCUGCCGUCCCCUGCAGCGUCGCUCUGUUUAAUUUUUCCUUGCUGAAUCCUCUCUCAUUUGGCGAUGACUGUCGCCCUGUUUUGACCUCAACUGCCACUCAUUCCACCUUCAUAUUGCUCUCGCGCCCUCAAUCAUGCCGCGAGACACCUACUCCAAGCGCUCUCUCGGGACCUUGUCCAGACGCUUAAAGGAGUCGCGCGUACUCCUCGUGGGUGCUGGUGGUAUCGGCUGCGAGCUGCUAAAGAACCUCUUGCUCUCUGGGUUCGGCGAAAUCCACAUCAUCGAUCUUGAUACCAUCGACCUGAGCAAUUUGAAUCGUCAGUUUCUCUUCCGCUUUGAACACAUUAAAAAAUCAAAGGCAUUGGUCGCGAAGGAAGUUGCCCAAAAAUUCCAACCAAGCGCGAAGCUCGAAGCCUACCAUGCGAACAUCAAGGAUAGCCGUUUCAACGUGGACUGGUUCGCGACUUUCGACGUGGUCUUCAAUGCACUUGACAACCUGGAAGCCCGUCGCCAUGUCAAUAGAAUGUGCCUAGCAGCUGAUGUGCCGCUGAUUGAAAGUGGAACUACCGGAUUCAACGGUCAGGUUCAAGUCAUCAAGAAGGGCCAAACGGAAUGCUACGACUGCAACUCAAAAGAAGUCCCCAAGUCAUUCCCCGUGUGCACCAUCCGCAGUACACCAAGCCAACCUAUCCAUUGUAUUGUCUGGGCGAAAAGCUAUCUUUUCCCCGAGCUUUUUGGAACAAGCGAGGAUGAGACGCCAGAGUUGGAUAGUACUGAAGAUGCCAAUAAUGCGGAAGAAAUCGCGAAUCUACGGAAAGAGGCACAGGCUCUCAAAGAAAUCCGCGAAUCCAUGGGCUCCCCCGAGUUUGCUCAUAAGGUAUUUACAAAGGUUUUCAAGGAGGACAUAGACCGACUACGUGGUAUGGAGGAUAUGUGGAAGACCCGGAAGGCUCCGGAACCCCUGGAAUUUGAGAAGAUACAGGAAGAGGCUUCAUCAAUUGAGCCUACAGUUUCUUGUAACGAUCAAAAAGUCUGGACUUUAGCCGAGGAUUUGGUCGUUUUCAAGGAUAGCUUGGAUCGACUGAGUAAACGACUGAAGACACUGCUAGACGCAACAAAGAGCGACGCCAAGCCCAUCCUGGUGUUUGACAAGGACGAUGUGGAUACGCUAGACUUCGUCACCGCUAGUGCUAACCUGCGAGCAACAAUAUUCGGAAUUGAGCCCAAAUCAAAGUUUGAUACGAAACAAAUGGCCGGUAAUAUUAUACCAGCAAUCGCGACCACAAACGCCAUGACUGCUGGCUUGUGUGUCCUACAGGCAUUUAAGGUCUUGAAGGAUGAUUACGCGCAUGCCAAAAUGAUCUUCCUCGAACGGUCGGGUGCCCGUGCAAUUAAUUCCGAUUCUCUGAAGUCACCCAACCCCAACUGCCCUGUUUGCUCGGUCGCCCAGGCCAGGGUAAAGAUUGACCCAGAGCGGGCCACCAUCAACGACUUGGUACAGGAUGUCCUCCGCUUACAGCUAGGGUACGGCGAAGAGCUUUCAGUCAGCAACGAGCUGGGCACAAUUUAUGACCCCGACCUCGAAGAUAACCUGACUAAGAAGCUAUCGGAACUGGGUGUGAGCAAUGAAAGCCUCAUCACAAUUAUAGACGAGGAGGACGAGCAGCCGCGUGUGAACCUUGAAUUAGUUGUUCUGACUGAGAAGUCGGAAUCCUCUACAGGAGAACAAAAGCCGAUCGCUUUAGUAAAGGUCCCUGAAAUCCCCCGGAAACCACGGGCACCUAUACCUACCGUUAGCGAGCACGUCAAUGGCACUUCGGAUCCAAACAAGCGCAAGCGCAAUGCCGAGGAAGCCGGCCUCACCAACGGCGAAGACCGUUCAAAGCGCUUGGCUAGUAUAUCUGUCGCCGAUGGCGAUGGAUCGAAUCCUAUUGUACUAGAUGAGACGGAAGGAGGUGCGAUUCUAAUUGACGACUGAACGAAAAAAAAAAAAAAAAAAAAAAAAGAGAGGCACACGGAGGCCAAUUGCUUCCUCUCCGCUUCGGACAUAUUUCUCUAUGCAAUGUUUUUUUUUCUCACACAUUGGUUGUUCCUUGAGUUUUGGGUGGACCACCAGAGAUAUCUUUUGCUUCUAUUCCCUUUCAUCUACUGUAACAUAUCAUGCUUUUGGUCCGAAUAGAUUGGACGAAGGGAUUACCGUUGGUGCUAUUUAGUUUGACCGAAGUCAUAAUGCGCAUACUUCGGCGUGGCGUUCCAACAGAGGUACACGAAUGAGUCGAUGAAUUUACUUGUUAUCAUAAUUGAGAUUAUCGU